Molecule: messenger RNA, 2538 nt
Organism: Sungouiella intermedia
Lineage: Eukaryota; Fungi; Ascomycota; Pichiomycetes; Serinales; Metschnikowiaceae
Source: the annotation of a GenBank genome assembly
AUGUUUGAAGAGCUUCACCGAACUCAUCCAGUUCACCUCACUAAUGAUAAGCGAAAUAAAUUCCAUUUUCUAAUCUCCCACAAUGUGAAUUAUCGAUUAAUCGGAGAGAUCGAGGCACAGCUUGGACGCAAAUUUUCAUCAGGAGAAAGAAACCUUCUCCUACGACGUUUAGAGGAGGAAUAUAAAAAGCGGCCAAUUCAGGAUGAAUCAUAUGAAUACUGGCAUGUAAAGCAACAAAAAGCAACCGUAAGCGAACAGACAACUGCAGAAGACGGGGGGAAGAGGAGAAAGAGGCAAAGAACUAGUGAAACGUCUCAGGAAGACUUCGAUGAGGAGGUCAAAAAAACAUUGUUAAAAGAGCUCGCAGAAGAAAAACUGGACUCCGACUUCCUUGACAAAGCCAGAAACUUACUAUCUGGUCAACUGGCCAACUUGAUCCAAAAUGAGAACGUGAGCACGAGUUCCCUGUCUAGUUCUUCAAACUCAGAUCAUUCGGACACAUCGGAUUCAGAUUUGGAAGACACAGAGACGACAUCCAAUAAUUUAAUAAGCAACAAAGGUGAUAUCACCCCUGACUUGAAUUGGGAUGACGAAGCACAUCCUGAUUCAAAUUAUGCAAUUCAGAAAUUGAAGCAAUGGGAAUCAGGGUUUGACGUGCUGCGGACCUGGGCAAGAGAUCAGUACCAAAUAAAGACAUGGGGAUUGGAGUAUUUGCAAGACAGCUGCGAAGUUGUAAGCUCCUCUUUAAAGAAACAGCACAUCAAAUCCUUAACGACCUUGUUGCAUGUCAAUAUAUUACGCCGAAAAUGGAAUAAUGCUCAUAAGAUUCUAUGUAUGAUCAUAAGAUUUGAUGCAGCAGAUCUAAGGGCAUUAUGGCCACUUGCGGUUGAAAUCUUGGCCAGACAGAAAGAAAAAAUGAGACUGCUAGGAACUGUUUCGAAGUUGGAAUUGCUCAAGGAACGGCAAUUCCUAGAAUGGCUUUCACUCUCAUUCCCCGUCUCACAUAAUCCAGUGUAUUCUUCAUACUCAUUUCUGGGACCAGUAUAUCGUUCUGCCAAUCGGAGGUAUGCUCCAAUCUACGUCAUUUCAUUGUUAUGGGAGCUCUUGGUGGAGCAAAAUUACGCCAAAUUACGAGAUAUGACUGAGGACUUAUUAUUACAACCACCGUACUCCACUGAUGGAGUUUUCCACUUUCUUUUGGCACUAUGUAAUAUUGCAGAAAGUAUACACUUAGUAUCUUGUUACAUCAGUUUUGAUGAUAACAGUCAUUCGCUCGCAGAAAAUGAGGAAAUAGGAGACUUGGCUGAAGAUAUGAUGUUAAUGGGUUCCAAGGAAACUAUCAAGUCUCGAAUAGUUAGCAACCUUUCAAAGUCAAUGAAGCAUCUUGAAUCAUGUCGAAACUUUCAUUUCGAAUAUCCAAAGGAGCUUAUUGAAAGUGAGAUUAAUAGCUUGUCACUUGCUAUACGUGAAAAUCAUUUCAAUUUUGAUGAAAACGAAAUUUCCAUUAUUGCGGCCUUUCAUGAUAAAUCAGGUUACAUACUCCAGAAUGGCAAAGUGCACGAGGGAUUUGGCUCAAGUGUUUUGAAGGGUAAGUAUCUCAAGAAACUAGUUGCUGGUACCAGAAAUACAAAAGCUACUAAUCGUUCUUGGGUGUGGAGUUGGAUGCGACUAGGUAUGGAAGAGUCCAAUCUUUGUGUGUGUGAGAUAUGCGGAGAACAUGUAUUGAAGGCUAAAACAUCGAACAAGAAACUUGAAGACCACCUUGGACAACACAACAUAAAUAGGGCCACGAUUGUUCCCCUCUCAAAAUCUCGGACCAAAAGGUAUGGGGAAUUAUUCAGGGAUAUGGUCUCAGCUCAGUUUGAUACAAGAGAGUCAGGAGCUUCUAAGAUUGACUACAGAUCUGGAUCAUCAAAUUUGAGCCACUCACAUCGAGCAAAUCAUAACGCCGAAAUUACCAAUCUGAGCCCCACCAACCGAAAUGACGUAUGGGAAUCGCUGGACCUGUUUCAGCAUUCCUCUCUAGUCCAAGACAUCGAGGACGGUGAUAAUGGGCUUCAAGCUCUGCUCGAAGGUGCUGUUUUGAAAGAGGAGAAAUGUGGAUCAGUGAAAGGUGUAGACCCGCCGGUGAUGAAACCUUCUCAAGGAGAAUAUGCCCUUUCAAAAGUUGCAAAUUCACUUAGUCAUGACAGCUCUAAUGACGGAAGUUUCUCUGCAAAUGGCUCUAAUGGUCUUGAUGAAGUUACGUCACGAGGUACUGUUGAUGAUAUUCGCAGGUAUCAAUCAUUUAGCCCUGACUCAACUUUUGAGGCUCCUGGAGAUGGUGACAUAAGCAGAAACUUUCAUCAAUUUGCAUCACAGACACAAGAGAAGUACGUUGAUUGGAUUCCUCAAGGUACACAGAGCUCGAUGGAUGAGUUAACUUCUCAAGCCAUUUUGAACAGCUUCAACGACACCGGCGAGAUUCGGGAGGGAAUUUCAGUGGAAGUGAAAGAUAACUCGGACACCCAGGUCAAGGAAGAAGACCUAGACAAUUAG